Molecule: messenger RNA, 804 nt
Organism: Penicillium riverlandense
Lineage: Eukaryota; Fungi; Ascomycota; Eurotiomycetes; Eurotiales; Aspergillaceae
Exons: 1
Coding region: 1-804 (267 amino acids)
Source: RefSeq, a predicted model, not a curated record
AUGUCACAGGUCAACUCCAAGGAGCUGAUACAAAGAGCUCUUCCAGAGCUCCAGCUGACCCAGUUUGGUACGAAAUCUCCAGCCUGGCACAGCAUUAAGUUUCAGGGUCGCCUGGUUCAGUGGCCCAAUUUUCGCCAACAUGUUUCUCAGAGGUACCGUUCUGAGAAUUGGGCCGGAACCGCGUUAUCCUACAAGACCCGUGUAAAAUACACAACUGAUGCUAAUCUCGAGAGCGAGAACUUUAGGGUGGGAGAUGAGCACGGCGUGCAGGGCAGGAUGGCCCACGGCAUUGGCCAUCAUCUCAACGCCAUCUUCACGACGCAGAAAGUCGAUCUGAUGCUGGCUGAUUUCAAAUGUUCGGCUAUGGCUACCGCAUACUCCAAGGUUCCAGAUAUGGCGCUCAUCACUAGGACUGGAUCUCUGAAGGCAGUUGGCGAGCUCAAGACUCCGUGGAUCGAAAGCCAUGAUCUCGGGAAACUGGAACUGGAGACAGAUUUCCUGCCUACAGAAUUCGGCCAAGUUGCUUCAUACAUGUAUGAUAUCAAGACCAACUACGCAUUCCUUUCAACCUACAACUACACCAUUUUCUUGAGGAGUAUAUAUACCAACGGACAAUGGGAGCUUCAAUACUCCCCCUCGAUUCAUUUUACGUCUAGCUGGGGCAACUCAACGCCGACUCUUUCGGUUUCAGUGAGGCAGUGCUUCUACCAUUGGGCCCUACUUGCAGGGGCCGUCCCCCUACACGCCUUGACAAUGAGUGACCAUAUGUCGCGGGAAGACUGGGCUGACACCGUGACUGCCUAA